AGUCGUUUUAACCCAACAUUAUGCUUGUUAUUUUGAUUUACUCAUAUUUUAUUUAAAUUAGGUUUCAACUCACCAGCAUUCCAUAAAUAAACGUGGGCACCCAGAGCUACGGCUAGAAUAUUUCCAGCACUCCAAUCCAUCAGAUUUAAAUAAUAGUCAUCAACAAUAUCGGGAGCGUCCAAAAUUCUAUCAGGAGCAUGUGGAAUAUACCGAUUAUUGCUCUUAACAGAUGCCGGAGUCUUAGUUUGAGUAUAAAUAACGCGCAUGGGGUUUUGAAAACCGGCUGGGGCUGUCGGCGGCUUAUUCGUUUCUUUCUUCGUGGGACUGUCAGAGGAAUCUUCAUCUUGAUUCAGUUUGUAAUGAGCCAAAUCGAAAUUACUCGUGCUCCUGACUGGAAUAAAACGAUCCGCCACUGGUGUUUUCGAGAUUUUGUUCGGUGUCGGAGUUUUCGAACCGUUUGAUCGGUUCUUGUUUGGAGUUUUUGAUGGGGUUUUUUUAGGUUUUACCACCACUUCACCACUUGAACCGGCGGCUGCUUUUGUAGGUGUUUUUGUAAUUGAUGUAGAAAAGGACUUUUGCUUUGAAGAGUUGAGACUUUGAUUAAUGCUUGACUGGUAAUUUUCUUGACCUUUACGUUGCCAUCGGGGUGGAGGACCUUUUGUUAAAGGACCUUCCAUUGUCACCAAAUUAUUCAUUUCCGUCACGAAUUUAAAUUGUGACAUUGUAAACUAAACACAACUAAUAAAAUACACAAAACACCAGUUUAUUCAAACAAACAUCAAAUGAGAUAAGAGAGGUAAAAACUACUACUCUAGUGUCAGAGGAUCGAAGACCGUUAGAAUUAUCUUUUGAAAAUUUCAAAAAGAAAUGAAUGUGUCGUUGCCAACACAUAAACACAAAUAUUACUAAGUCACUUUUGUCAUAUUAUUAUUAUCUAAGUACAACCACAUAUAUUUCUUGGUUUUAAAUAAAACGAUAAUUAACGCAUUCUUUAUUAUAUCAAAGUAAUAACAUUUAUAAUAAACACUACUGAAAUAAAUAAUUUUGAAAAAGAAUCCCCAACGCACAAACUGUUGGCGACUCUGUUACCAUCAUGUGUCAAAAAUCAAAACACAUGUGACAGUGUUUUAGGUUAGAAAAAUAGGUUAUUAAAACAAAUUUUCUUAAAGCAAAUUAAAUACAAAGUGUUUUCUUAAGAUUUAAGUAAAUAUGGACAAGGGCCAUUUAUGCAGUCAAGUUGCGCAUAAAAGGAAAUCAAAAAUUUGUCGAAAAGACAAAAAAUGGAAAUGUUCAAAACUCACGAUAAGUAACUUAUUUCAAGAAGUCAGUUUUGAUUCAUCGAGUGACGAAAAUGAUGUGUCUUGUCCCCCUGAAAAACCUGAAUUCUUUACCUCCAAAUUCAGUAAAAUUUUAAAUCUAAAACCGUCAAAGUCUGAAAUUGAAGCUUUUGAAAAUGGACUAAUUUCUACUAAAAGCACAGAUUUAUCUAUUUCCGAUAAUGAAUCUUGCAAUUUGGGAGAAUAUAGUUUUAAGAUUUCAUCAGAGGAAGAAGACGAAGAAGAAAAUUCUUAUUUACAUAAUUCAGUUGUUGAUGAAUUUAAAAAUGAAACUGUAUUAAAUAAAAGUUCCGAAAUUGUGUCGGUGAAUGUGGGCAGUUUAGGAAUUGAAAAAAGUGCCACUAAAACUAAGACUCGAGUUGUGUCAUGUGUAGAAAAAGAAAAAAAUGAGAAAACCUCCGUUUCACAACCAAAAUCUGAAACUUUUAGUAAAACAAACGCUCAAUAUUAUUAUACAACGGAUGGAAUUGUUGUUGUAUUGGAGAGAAAUGAGACCGUUUAUAUACAUGGUCUUUGUUUACUUUCAGUUUUACAUGGCGAAAUUGAGAUUUUAGGCCACAUAAUGAAUAAAAACAGUGCAGAGGCUAAAGUGUAUUCACCAAGAGGCACUGCUCUCCUCUAUUUAAAAAAUCAAACAGUUUCUGACGUUCCUGCAACUAAUUAUUUACUCAAUUUAAAAAUUUCUAUUAAAUUAACACCAAACUGUGCUGUAGUUCUUUGCAAAUACUUGCACGACCCAAAUAUACUUUUCAUAGAGAAACAUAUUUCUCAACAAAUUCUCCCGAGAGGCGAAAAUAACACUUUACCGCGAAUUACAUUUGAUCCAAAAGAAGGAAAUUGGAAUUUGAUUAAAACAGAUCAAAAUUGGGAUAAAAUUAUUGAUGCAAUAAAUUCUCAUACGAAAAUGAUAAUUUGUGGUGGGAAGGGUGUAGGAAAAACAACUUUUUUGCGUUAUACACUAAACAGACUUUUAAUGAAAUUUAAAAAAGUCAGAGUGAUUGAUUUAGAUCCAGGUCAAUCUGAGUUUACAGUUCCAGGUUCUAUUUCACUUGUUGAAAUUACGGAACCUGUUUUUGGAGUCAACUAUACACAUUUGCACAAAACGCAGAGGUCGAUUCUUUCAAAUAUAAAUAUUGCCUAUGAGCCUGAUAAAUACAUUUCAAGUGUCAAGUUGCUGUUAAGAGAACAUUUUGAAGAAGAAAUUCCCACUGUAGUAAAUUAUAUGGGUUAUACACAUGGAAUGGGCCUUAAUAUACUUUCAGCUGUAAUUGUUCAUGUUCAGCCAACAGACAUUUUACAAAUUUGUAGUCGUGAUUCAAAGAAAAAUUACAAAUGCCUUUUAGAAGAGGAUUUUGUAAUGGAAAAUGCAAAAUUAUUUGUUCCUGAUUUGAACAUCAUCCUUCAUUAUAAUUUACAUAAAAUUGAGUCAAAGUCUGAUGAAAAUGAUGGUUGGACCGCUGAGCCUAGACAAUUGAGGGAAAUGAGUGUCUUGGCUUUUGUACGCGAAAUGAUCAACUCUGAUUCAAUUUACAAAACGUAUAUCCCAUUAUACAGGAUAGGUUUAAAUGAUAUUAAAAUAAGUGAUUUGAAUGGGAAUGACAUUCCUCCGGCGGCAAUAAAUGCAUGUUUAGUUGCAUUAUGUAAACAUGAAGAUGAAAAAAUGCCAAUUUUUGAAUGUCUUGGCUGGGGUAUUAUUCGAGGAGUUGAUAUAAUUAAUAAUUUUUUGGUGUUACUAACAUCACACAAGUUGGAAAUUUUAAAUAAAGUUAGUCAUUUGGUAUUAGGUGGAGCUGUUUUACCCCCAUCGAUACAUAUGACUCCAGAUGAAGUUACUGGACUCAUGCCUUAUGUGAUGGAAGGAGUUUUAAUGUCAUUUGGACAAAUAACAAAACGCUGUAAAAUAUCUGUCAAGUAAUAAAAAGUCAAUAAUUCAAAA
This is a messenger RNA of Tribolium madens (black flour beetle), 3273 nucleotides long. Its product is annotated as polynucleotide 5'-hydroxyl-kinase NOL9. Gene Ontology annotation, molecular function: polynucleotide 5'-hydroxyl-kinase activity. The coding region runs from base 1210 to 3252 and encodes 680 amino acids. The record is from RefSeq and is a predicted model, not a curated record. NCBI's taxonomy places the organism in Eukaryota, Metazoa, Arthropoda, Insecta, Coleoptera, Tenebrionidae. Gene Ontology annotation, biological process: cleavage in ITS2 between 5.8S rRNA and LSU-rRNA of tricistronic rRNA transcript (SSU-rRNA, 5.8S rRNA, LSU-rRNA). Gene Ontology annotation, cellular component: nucleus. The transcript is spliced from 5 exons.